AUGCCAGUGUCUUGCAGAGAAAUUAGUGAAGGAACUUGCAAGGAUGUGGUGCUCAGUAAAGUGCUCAAUUAUGUCACUAAUGGCUGGCCUAAAGAGUGCAAUGAUGAGAAAUUGCAGGAAUAUUUUACAUGUAGAAAUGAAGAUAAGCUUGAAAAGUCACUAAGUUUUCUGCAGCAACAGAUGGAGGAGGUCUUCAGGAGUCAGAAUGAAGAAGAAGCAAAUAUGAUCCAACUCAAGAAAAUGGCAGAGAGCCUCGAGCAGAACAUUGCUGCCGAGUUCACGACAUUGCACCAAUUCCUCAAUGAUGAAGAGGAACUGAUGAAAGGGAAGCUGAAGGAAGACGUGGAGAGGCUCUCCAGGCUGCUGAGGGAGAACCUGCAAAGAAUUACUGAGAAGCGGGCAUCCAUCGAGUGUACAAUCCUCGAAAUCCAGCAAAGGCUCGAUGUCCAGGAAACUGCCUUCCUCGCGGAUGUUAAAUCCCUAAUCGAAAGGUCCUACGUGAAGUUUAAGAAACCAGCUGAGGUUCCUCUCAACUUGCUUCUUGGUGAGUUUGGCGGCCCCCUGCAGCUCAUCGUGUGGAGGCGGAUGUUAAGCGUCAUCAGUCCAGUGCCGGCCGCCCUGACCCUUGAACCCAACACGGCACACCCCGAGCUCCUGAUCUCCGAAGACUUGAGGAGCGUCCGGCUCAGCGACACGUGGCAGGACCUGCCCGACAACCCCGAGCGGUUCGACGACUGCGUCAGCGUGCUGUCCGCCCAGGGCUUCGAGGCGGGCCGCCAUUACUGGCAGGUGGAGGUGGGCAGCAAGACAAUGUGGGAUGUGGGCCUGGCCAAGGAGUCGGUCAGCCGCAAGGGGAACAUCAUCCUGUCGCCCGAGGACGGCUUCUGGACCAUUUGGCUGCGCAACGGCAACGAGUACGAGGCCCUGUCCACUCCCUCGGCCUUCCUCUCCCUCCGGGCCAAGCCCAAGACGAUUGGGGUCUUUUUGGACUAUGAGAAGGGUCAAGUCUCUUUCUACAAUGCCGAUGACAUGUCCGUCAUCUAUACCUUCACUGACACAUUCAACGAGAGACUCUUCCCUUACUUCAGCCCAGGGGAGAGCGAUGGGGGUAAAAACGCAGAGCCACUAAAACUUUGCCUACUCCGCUUAUAG
Messenger RNA from Carcharodon carcharias (great white shark), 1152 nucleotides. RefSeq names its product zinc-binding protein A33-like. NCBI's taxonomy places the organism in Eukaryota, Metazoa, Chordata, Chondrichthyes, Lamniformes, Lamnidae. Gene Ontology annotation, molecular function: protein binding. Bases 1 to 1152 code for a protein of 383 amino acids. The record is from RefSeq and is a predicted model, not a curated record. The transcript has 6 exons.